AGCUCUUUUCCGUGAUUAAAACGGCAGGUCGGUUGCGACAAUAUAUUAUUAGGCCCCUAGUCCAUCACUUCUUUAACUUUUCAAUUGAAAAGGGCGCGAAAAUUCAACCAUUUAAAUAAAAAUAAAAAUCCCCAAAUUAAACUCAUCAAACCCUAGAAAAUUCUCCCCCGUCUCUCUUUCUCUGUCUCUCUCCCAAAUGGAUAAUAACGGUCCUUUUGCUUCAAUAGCAGAGCUUUGCCACAUCUCUUCCUCUCAAGAAGAACUAUUAAAACGCUGCCGCUUCGCAGGCGAACCAGAGACGGAUGAGUCCCUUUCCGACGAGUCCGGAGAAAAUGACGAUACUACCCCUGUGGAGUCCACCGGAAUCAUGAUGAUUUCACCUCCGGAAUCUCCGGAGGAGGAAGAGGAGGAAGAUCACGAGAAUAUCCCUCGCGAUAACGAUGUAUUUCAUACUCCGCCAGAAGAGUCCACCUUGGCAACCUCCCAGGAACAUGAACUUCAUCAGAGGGUCGAUAGUCACGAAGACCGGAUGGUCCUGGGAGAUGAAAAAAUUGAGGCUAGUUUGACGGAUAAUGAUUCCACAGCUGUUGAUUUGGGAAGGGAUACGGAUUUAGGGUUUUCUACAGAGGUGGAAUUGACGGAGAGGAUUGAAGUCGAUUCAGGCACUGAUGUUAAUAGCAUUCUUGAAGGUGAGGACUUUAGGGUGUUGAAACGAGAAUUAGACUCAAGUAAUGGUUUAUGUGGGUCGUUUUCAGGUAAAAGAGUUAAAAUAGUAGAUAUAAAUUUAGAAAGAAUAGUCAAAUCUAUUGAGAAAUUGAGGUCUCCAUCAAAAAUAUCAAAACUGGUUUAUCAAAAUUUGGUAUUAGAGACAGUUGAAGCAGAGAAUUUGGGGAAAUCUGUUGAAAAUUCGAGUCCAAGCAACUCACCGAACAAUCACCAAAUUCAGCAAGUUAAUGGUGGUGAUAAUAGGGAGUUCAAUGGGGAUAGCUCUGCAAAGAGAAAGCUUGAGUUUUGUGCUUAUGGAGUAGUAGAAUCUGAAAUGGGAGAAAAUAGUGUAGGUUUAGGGUUUAAUAAAGGUAGAAUAGAAGAUGGGACUGAAGAGAUUGAAGAUGAUGAUAGUGAGAGAUGUUUGGAUGCAAGUUCUGCUGAAAAGCGGAAAGAAAGGGAAGCAAAGAGCAUUGAUGAUAUUGACAAGUUUAGAUAUGUUCCUCCUACGAAUGCAAAUUCUCUAGAAAAGCAGAAAUGUGUUGGAGCAAAGCGUGCAUUGCCAAUGUCAAUGUGUGUAAACAAUGGCUGUGCAGAAUCAGAAGUGGUGCCUGAUGGCGUUCCAUCUCCAAAAUCAUAUGAGGAGGUUGUAUUCACACUCUUGGAGGUGCUCAAAAUGCUUUCUGACGGGCAUGACUGUGAUCCUGCUCUGGAACAUUUAAGCAUAGUGGAGGUUGCAAAGAUGCGUGGGAUGACUUUUCCUUAGGCCUUGUUUGGAAAAAGAGUGGGAGAUGAUGAAGGAAGGAGGUAUAUUCCAGGUGGAAACUGCUUCUCUAGGGGUUUUAGCAUGCUGGGUUUUGUGUAAAUCUUAAGCGUGCUUAAGUUUUGCAGUUUGCAGCUUCUAUAGUUUGGUCUCUGAUGAGGCCAUUUCUAUCUGCAAACUAGAAAUCUUUUUAGUGCUUUUAUGUAUUGAAUGUUACGAGAUAUUUCUAUGGCUUUUGAAGUUGGUUGUUGGUGGUACAGAAAAAGAAAUGUUUUCCAGCACAGAAAGCGGUUAAUAUGUCAUGUUUAUAGCUUUAUGUUGCAGUCACUUUUGUUCCUCAAAAUGGGCUCUUUGCAAUUCAUUUCCUUUCCUUUU
Molecule: messenger RNA, 1843 nt
Organism: Ricinus communis (castor bean)
Lineage: Eukaryota; Viridiplantae; Streptophyta; Magnoliopsida; Malpighiales; Euphorbiaceae
Exons: 1
Coding region: 197-1471 (424 amino acids)
Source: RefSeq, a predicted model, not a curated record